AUGUCUGGUGGAGAUCAUAUUCACUCUGGUACUGUAGUAGGUGUUAUUCCUGUGGCUUCAGGGGGUAUUCACGUUUGGCAUAUGUCUGCUCUGACCGAGAUCUUUGGGGAUGAUUCCGUACUACAGUUCGGCAUAGGAACUUUAGGACACCCUUGGGGUAAUGCGCCAGGUGCCGUAGCUAACCGAGUCGCUCUAGAAGCAUGUGUACAAGCUCGUAAUGAAGGACGUGAUCUUUCUGCUGAGGGUAAUGUUAUUAUCUGCGAGGUUAGCAAGUGGAGUCCUGAAUUAGCUGUCGCUUGUGAAGUAUGGAAAUAG
This is a messenger RNA of Striga hermonthica, 315 nucleotides long. The record is from the annotation of a GenBank genome assembly. NCBI's taxonomy places the organism in Eukaryota, Viridiplantae, Streptophyta, Magnoliopsida, Lamiales, Orobanchaceae.